UGGACUCUUCCCCAAAGGAUGGAAGGAGCCAAUUUCUGCCUUUUUGCAAAAGCAAGCAGAAAAUAGGAGAGGGGUUCCAGUAAGGGAGGAGUGUGUCCCCUCUCUCUCUCUCUCUCUCUCUCUCUCUCUCUCUCUCUCUCUCUCUCUCUCUCUCCCCCUCCCCCUCCCCCCUCCCUCCUCCUACUCCUGCUCCAGCAAAGCUCUCCUCUGUCCGAUUGCCCCCUCCCUCUCCAAAAUGUGCCAGGUGUUUUUUUUGCAGAGGGAAAAAAGGGGUUAAAGGGGCCGUCCCUUGCACUCCUAGAGAGGCUUCUAGGAGGAGGGAGUUACUUCCUCCCCCGUUUGGGAAAAGUUGGGAGGGGUUUGACCCUAUAUAGGAGGCCACGGCUGCGGAGGUGCCUGUUCCUGCGACAGAAACACCCCUGUGCUUGGGAUCUCUUGGGCAGCAGUGCAGAGUGACCCUGCAGACUCUCUGCGCCCAGAGCAAAGUGAGAAGCGCCACUUGAAUUGCCAGGAACCUCGUUGGUUUGUGAGACUGAUCAGGACCCUCCUCACCGAGCAAGAAUGAAAGUGAAGUUGGAGCAAGGAGGUCAUUUGGAGUCAUUUGGAGCUGCACUUGAGCACAGAGAGAAAAUGCAUGCGCACAGCCAAGGAGGCAGCGAACUGGGGAAGGGAGCGGGAAGAGAUCCUCACGCCGUGGAGGCUGGGAGCAGCGGGGAAUUCUGGGGAGGAAACAUGCAGAAGAUCAUGGGUAGAGACAACGUUAGCUCAGAUACACUGUACCAGUGCUUCAGGCAUUUCCGCUACCAGGAGGCUGAGGGACCGCGGGAGGUCUGCAGCCGACUUCACGACCUUUGCCGUCAGUGGCUGAAGCCGGAAAGGCACACAAAAGCUCAGAUGCUGGACCUGGUGAUCCUGGAGCAGUUCCUGGCUGUCCUCCCCCCGGAGAUGGAGAGCUGGGUCAGGGAGUGCGGAGCGGAGACCAGCUCCCAGGCGGUGGCUCUGGCGGAAGGUUUCCUCCUGAGCCAGGCCGAGGGGAAGAAGCAGGAAGAGGAGCAGGCUUCUCUAUCCUUUGAGGAAGUGGCUGUGUGUUUCACCAAGGAGGAGGAGGAGGAGGAGGAAUGGGCUCUGCUGCAUCCCAGCCAAAGCGCCCUGCCCAGGGAAGUCUUGGUGGAGGAUUUGGGGAACCUGGCCUCUCUAGCAGGUGGCGGGUGGGACAGUAAGGACAAUGACAGACCAUGUGAGAGAAACAAGCUUCAAGAAAUGGAAGAGAACUUCAUAAAUACAGAACAACUGAAACAGCAGGAGGGAAACCAAAUGGAGAAGUGGGUUAAUGAAUCCAUUACUCCCCAGGGUGAUAACUGUCAUGGAAUUCCAAUUCAGCAAGAAAACCAGAAAGGGACAAGAAGGAAUGCCUGUCCAGUAUUGGGGAAAAAUCACAAAUCGGACAUUAAUGUCCACUGGAAAAUUCACACAGAAGAGAAACCAUAUAAAUGUAUGGAAUGUGGAAAGAACUUCAGCCAGAGCACCCUCCUUAGGUUACAUCAGAGAAUCCACACAGGGGAGAAACCCUAUAGCUGCUCAGACUGUGGGAAGAGAUUUUAUGAUAGAUCUCAUCUCAACAGCCACAAAAGAACCCACACUGGGGAAAAACCGUAUAAAUGUCUGGAGUGUGGAAAGAACUUCAGUCACAAGGUAAACCUUACCUCCCAUCAAAGAAUUCAUACAGGAGAGAAACCUUAUAACUGCUCAGACUGUGGGAAGAGCUUUUGUGACAAACAGAAUCUUAUUCGACACCAAAGAAUCCACACAGGAGAGAAACCAUAUAAAUGCCAGGAGUGCGGGCAGAACUUCAGGCAGCGUGCAACCCUCACUUCACAUCAAAGAGUCCACACAGGGGAGAGACCAUACCAAUGCUUGGAAUGCGGAAAGUGCUUUUUUAGGAAAGCAGAACUAAACAGACACCACAGAAUCCACAAAGGGGAAGAAAGACCAGUCAUUUCUUGGAGUGUCGAAAUGGCUUCAGAUGGUGUAUCAAUCUUAUGUCCCAUUAGAGAACAUGCAGAGGAAAAUCAAUGUAUAACUUCUGAGAUUAAGCAGGAACAUUAUUGGUAUGGACAUAGAUUAGAAGAAGGGGGUCACAGCAGUGAGAAUGCUGUCCUUCAAAAUAAAAUAUUUUGGCCUUGGUGGGAGCGGCAUUGGAGCACAGAUUUGAAAAUGGAUGCACAGGGCCCAGUGGGAGAGGUACCAGUAAAAGACCCUGAAACCACCCAGGGUGGCAGUAGUGGAGAACCUCUGAAGGGACCUGAAUGGGAGAUCCUGACAGGAGAAGAUGUUGGUUCAGAUGUUCAGCGCUGGCACUUCAGGAACUUCCACUACCAGGAGGCCAAGGGCCCCCGAGAGGUUUGCAGCCGACUCCACACCCUUUGCCAUCAGUGGUUGAAACCAGAAAGGCACACAAAGACUGAGAUGCUGGAUCUGGUGAUCCUGGAGCAGUUCCUGGCCGUCCUCCCCCUGGAGGUGGAGAAUUGGGUCAGGGAAUGUGGAGCAGAGACCACUUCCCAGGCGGUGGCCCUGGCAGAAGGUUUCCUCCUGAGCCAGGCCGAGGGGAAGAAGCAGGAAGAGGAGGUGCAGGUACAAGACCCGUUCCUGGAGGACGUUGUCGGCUACCCUGAGUCGGAGAAAUACCUAUCCGAACUUUGUGAGAAGCCAUUCUUUGGGGGGAGCUCCCAGGAGGUGCAAUCCAGGGAUGCUUCACUGGGAAACGUGAUAACGUUGCUGAUACCCAUCAAAUUGGCUUCCGUUUCUGUUGGAGGAGAAGCAGCAGCUACACAACCAGCUAAGGCUUCCACGUCCUUUGAGGAGGUGGCCGUGCAUUUCACGGAGGAGGAAUGGGCUCUGCUGGAUCCAGGCCAGAGGGAUCUGCACAGGGAAGUCAUGGUGGAAGGUUUUGGGAAUCUGAUCUCGCUAGGCAGUGGAAACACAGUGGCCAUUCUUUCUAGGUCGUCUCCAAUUUAUGUUGGAGUGGAAAUGGUUAGUGCUCAGUCACAGGACCAGGAUCCAGUGACCUUUGAGGAGGUGGCUGUGUGUUUCACGGAGGAGGAGUGGGCCCUGCUGGAUCCUGGCCAAAGGGCUCUGCACAGGGAAGUCAUGGAGGAGAAUUAUGGGAAUCUGGCCUCUCUGGCAUCUCUUAACACCUCACAUCCCUCAACCUUCGAGGAGGUGGCUGUAUCUUUCACAGAGGAGGAAUGGGCUCUGCUGGAUCCAGGCCAGAGGGAUCUGCACAGGGAAGUCAUGGAGGAGAAUUACGGGAAUCUGGCCUCUCUGGAUGGCUGGAGGGAGAGUGAAAAUGAGGGUGAACAACUGUGUAAGAAAACUAAAGCGAAGUUGAAGCGGAAGAAGAAAUCUGUUGCUUCUAAAGGGACUGCCUGCCGUGGGAUCCCGAUCCAAGGAGAAAGUCACAAAGGAAAUCAAGCUCCUCUAACAGAAAAUUUAUUUGCUAGUAAAUCAGCCCUUAGUGUACGCCACAGGAUUUACAGUGCUGAGAAAGCACUGAGAUGCUCUGAAUACAGAAAUAUCUUUAGUCAAAGAAAGAUCUUCAGUCAAACAAAUACCCUUAAACAACAUCAAACGAGCCACACAAGUGCAAAAGCGUAUAAAUCAGAGUGUGGAAAAAGCUUCUGCUGGAAGAGCAACUUUACUGCAUACCAACAGGUGCACACAGGGGAGAAAUCCUAUAAAUGCUCAGAGUGUGGAAAGAGCUUCAGCUGGAAAGAGGUCCUUAUUAGACAUGAAAGAAUGCACAUGGGUGAGAAACCGUAUCAAUGCUCGGAGUGUGGAAAAAGGUUCCGUUGGAAGUGUGAUGUUGCAACACAUCAGCGAGUGCACACUGGGGAGAAACCGUAUAAAUGCUCAGAGUGUGGAAAGAGCUUCCGUUGGAAGGGUGACCUCACUAGACAUCAAAAAAUGCACAUCGGUGAGAAAUCAUAUAAAUGCUUAGAGUGCGGGAAAAGGUUUCGUUGGAAAAGUGACAUUACAACACACCAACGACUGCACACUGGAGAGAAACCGUAUAAAUGCUCAGAAUGUGGAAAGAGCUUCCGUUGGAAGGGUGACCUUACUAGACAUCAAAAAGCACACAAUGGGAAGUGUAUAAAAUCAGAAUAAGCAGGGUUUUCCGACCAAUUGGACCUUAAUAAGCAACAGGAAAGGUGGAGACCACGUGAAAGUUCAAAAUAUACAAAAAUUCCAUCGGGACACAAACAACAGAGUAAUUGAAGGAAGCAUGUUGCUCCCACAUCAAGUUGCCUGCAUACCGGGAUCAUCUUUGGAGAGCCUUGUGCAGGUGCCCUGCCACUGGAGGUGAAGUGGGUGGCAAUUGGAGGUAGAGGCAUUCUUGGCGGUAAUUGUGGAACUCUGUCCCUGCGUUAGGAAAGGAUGCAUUAGAGUCCCCAUCAUACACCACACCUGAGUAUUGUCUUGCUUUUGCUGGCUGCCUGUGGCAAUUAAGCCCAUUUCCCCAGAAGCCGUGUGAUCCCUACUAGCACUUGAACAGAGCCAUGCAGUCAGUUGCCAUCACAACGGGAGGAACUGUUGAAGGCUUGACCUAGUUCCAUCAUUUUGUGCCAUUUUAUGUACUGUCUUCAUGCAGUUACCAUUGUUCGAUGCACUUCACUAACCCAAGUGGUGACUACGGCAGGAAUGGGAAACCUUUUUCCCCCUGAGAGCCACCUUCCUUUUUGGGCAACCUCCCCACCUACAAUUCCUGAGCAACUGUUAUCCUGAAGCAUCCUGCCUCGGUGCAGGUAUUGGAGGCUUCAUCCUCCCUAAAUUUGUGUUAGUCUCCAUGAAGUUUUCCCAGAAGGGCUGAAACAGGCUCUCUGCACCUGUUUUAUUGGAUAGCUCUUAGCUUCACCUUGGCUGGUUGGAAUUGGCAUGAUCUGGCUUGAACACAUCGGCUGGGGAAGGAAUAAAAGCUUCUCUCAGAGAGCACUGUGUACCUUUGCUACCAAAAGAGGUGGUGCCACAAUUAAGAACAUAAGAAGACCCUGCUAGAUCAAGGCAAUGGCCCAUCUAGUCCAGCAUCCUGUUCUCACAGUGACCAACCAGAUGCCUGGGGAAAACCUGCAAGAAGGACAUGAGCAUGAGGUCCUCUUGAGCCCCCCGUGGUUUCCCGCAACUGGUACUCCGAAGCAUACUGCCUCCGACUGUAGGGGCAGCCUUUGAUCCUUCACUUUUAUCUAAACCUCUUUUAAAUCCCUCCAAGUUGGUGGCCAUCACUGCCUCCUCUGGGAGCGAGUUCCAGAGCUCAACUAUGUGCUCUGUGAAGAAGUACUUUCUUUUAUCUGUUCUGAAUCUCCCAGCAUUCAGCUUCAUUGGUGGUUUAACUUGGGGAUUGUUUCAUAUUUAGACAUGUUGUUUGUUAGUUGCUCUUAAUCUGGGGAUUCUUUCAUAUUUAGAAAUACUGUUUCUGACUUGUUAGCCGUCAUGUGUUCCCUGGAAAGUAGGUGACAUACAAGUUUUUAAAGAAAUAAACAGAGCAAUAGCCUGUG
Rhineura floridana is the source of this 5549-nucleotide messenger RNA. Its product is annotated as zinc finger protein 420-like. Gene Ontology annotation, biological process: regulation of DNA-templated transcription. NCBI's taxonomy places the organism in Eukaryota, Metazoa, Chordata, Lepidosauria, Squamata, Rhineuridae. The record is from RefSeq and is a predicted model, not a curated record. The transcript is spliced from 14 exons. The coding region runs from base 562 to 4164 and encodes 1200 amino acids.